Molecule: messenger RNA, 2529 nt
Organism: Oreochromis niloticus (Nile tilapia)
Lineage: Eukaryota; Metazoa; Chordata; Actinopteri; Cichliformes; Cichlidae
Gene: mreg
Product: melanoregulin
Exons: 6
Coding region: 1005-1730 (241 amino acids)
Biological process (GO): melanosome transport
Cellular component (GO): melanosome
Source: RefSeq, a predicted model, not a curated record
CUACUGAACAAGAAUUUUUACUGAGUCUUAAACAGUGUCUUACAUCUAAUAAAAUAUAUGAAAAGAUGAUCUUGCUCCGACUUCCUUCAACUCACAUAUUUAACCAGUAUCUGUAUUAACUUGUAUAAAUCUCGUGCUCUUAUUUUUGAAUAUAUUUUUUAACACUGAAAACUACAAGGGCAUCUAUCUAUCUAUCUGUAAAAAAAGAGUAGCUUCUACCCGUAUGUUUCUCUGUGGGUGCUUAUGUUAUGAAUAAUAAUGCUCUGUGUCUGCAGCCUUUAUAGCAUGCAUGAUAUUCAUUGCAGUGCACUCAAAACUUUGCCAGAGGUCACUGUUCUCUGUGUGACUUAAUCAAAAAUAAGCACGAAGCUUCUAAGUUUUCAAAAAUAAACUGAUACUCCCCAAAGAAAAUUUUUCUUUAAACACAGAACAUGAUUAAGUAAUGCUAAAUAAUCCAGUUGCAUAAUCCCUGAAUCGAUACUGCAGCGGCAGACUUAAUAUGGAGUGUAAUUAAUCUUACUGCUGCAGAAGAGAUCUGCUGUCCUUGGGGCAAAGCACAUUGCUUGAGAGAUGAAGCAGCUCACAUGAUUGUGCUGUGACUGUCUUCUGAGGAUGUGGGUGUGGGAAUUUGUGUUUCUUUUUGAUUCGAUGAUAGCACAAGCGUCCCACUGCUCUCGUUGUCCUCCAUGUAAAGCUGAUGAGAAGCAUCGGUCCUUGGGCUGCCGUCAUCUGCCUGAGCACUUUUCCAUCAGGCCAGUAAUCUGGAGGGAAAACCUCUCCUCAAUCUGGCGCUUCAGUGACAUCCUGGAAAAUGGGAAGCUAAAAACUGGGUUUUGGCUAAGGUCCGCUUUGUAAAGAAUCUCUACAGAGCAUCCCACAGGGACGGUGGCAGAUUCUCUGGCAUCCAAGAGGGCGUUCCACUUGUGAAAGAACUGAAACACAACUUCUCUCUGGAUUAUCUGGCAUUGUGAACAUCCACUACCAGCUGACUCUGUUCUUAAUAGAUGGGUUCAGCCUUUAAUAGGUUCUGCAUGCAGUUCUGCUGCUGCUGCUGUGUUGCUGAUGAUGAAGAAGAAGAAGAUGAAAAGCAGCCUUUAGUACCUGCGGAUCCGUUGGACUAUUUUACCCGUGAAGUCCAGAAGCGUCGAGAUGAGGAAACAAACCUGUGGAGUGAGCCGGGAGACCCCAGCCAUUCGGAGAGACAGGAUGACCGGGUGCUCUACUCUCUGCUACAGGCCAGGCAGAAGACCCGCAUGGGCUCCACGGGCUAUCGUCGUCUGAGUGUUGAUAUUGAGGCCAUGAGAGACACGCGCAGAGAAGUCAGAGAGAAAUGGAAGACAGUCCUGGAAAAUCUAGGUUUUAUGGCAGAGGCAGACUCUCUGCUGACUGUGUCUGCUGGGGCCUCACAUGACCGCAUGCGUAACGCCCCGAGAGCACGUGCCCUUCUUCACACACUUCACUCUGAGACCUCCAUCUUCAACAGCAACAAAGAACCACCACCCGAAAGAUAUCUUUUCAUCCUGGAUCGUCUCCUGUACCUAGAUAUAGCUGAAGAUUUUGUGGCAAAGGCAAGACGCUUCUACCCUCCAAAGGAUGACUCUGACGAGGAGACGCCGGGUCUCUCCGUAAACCUGCCGCUGCUGCUGGCCAGGAUAGGGGCCAUGAACGGAGGAGGGGAAGAUGAGGAGGAGGAGGAGAGCGAAAAAGAUGAUGAAAACUUGAGUGACUGAGCCCAAGAUCUAUGGGCUGCAGUAAUAAGAGACACAAAGCAGGGGGCAGUAGUCAUCAACCCUGGAGACCUGGAUGACAGCUUUGCAUAGCUCUUAUUCAAGUGUUUGUUGCCUCAUACAGUGUUGUUGCUGCUUUUUGGAAGUUCUAGGCUGAAAUAUGUCCCUCUCUCAUUUAGCUUGACUCUUUUUUGUUUAGUCUGGCCAAACUCUAAAAGGAGAUUUGCAGAUUUUGAAAUGAAUCCCACAGAUGAGUAUUAACUGUGUUUUUUCUCUCCACCAAAGAGUGUUAUCGGGUUUGUAGGCGGUUCAUUGUUCACGUGUUGCGAACCUUCAGGGUAACUAUGUUCUUCUGAGCAAUGCUUCUUUAUAGUUCUGUCCUAUGAUUAUCAGCACUCAUUUCAUUCAAUCAUAUGAUCAGUAAGAACACGGAAUAAAUAGCACACCGAUCUGAUGUCAGACUUUCCUCUAAAGGUUUUACAGGAAAGAGUGUUUGCAUAAUCACUGCUUUAACUCAUUAGAAUCUGUAUGUGGUUUAAAAUAUUUGAAGAAUAGCAAAAAGAAAUGCAAUGUCAGUACUGUAAGUUGAAUUUUUAAAUUGGUUGUUUGCGUGACUGAGAUGGAAGGAUGUUUUUCCUGUUCAGCAAUUUGCUGAAAAUGUGAAAGAUUUAUACAAGUAUGCGAUAGUUUGUUUUGGUGUGAAAUUACCUUGAAAUAAAGUUCCAGCCUAAAGCCUGUUUUAUGUAAUGCCACAUGCAUCUUUCUCAUGUCAAGUUGCUUGCUAUUUAUAAAGUUACAUAAA